Molecule: messenger RNA, 2426 nt
Organism: Durusdinium trenchii
Lineage: Eukaryota; Dinophyceae; Suessiales; Symbiodiniaceae
Source: the annotation of a GenBank genome assembly
AGGAGUUCCAUCGGAACGUGGCCCCCCAAGAAGAACAACCUCACCGACGUGCUUAGCUUAUUGAAGGACGGAAGGGGAAACUCUCCAGAGCCAGAGAAGGAGGAGGAGGACCAGGGUCAGAUCACAAGCUCUGACGCGGCCGCCUCUGAUGAGAAUCUGGCGCCCAUGAGCAAGCCUUGGGAGUGGGACUUCACCAACAAGCGGCGCUUCAAGCUCACCACCAAGCAGCUCAGGAGGAUGUUCUCUCCCAGGAAGCUCUCGGGGCACAACCCUACCAGCUCGCGGAGAAGCACGCAGAGGACCUCCACCGACGAGUCCACUGAGGACUUUGACCAUGAGGAACUCAGCAGCUUUACCAGCGAGGACAAUGAUGAGUGGAUAGAAGAGUUUGUUCAAGCGCCGGAGCGGCGCGAUUCAUGGAGGGCUCCAGGGAGCCUCGAGGAGCAGCGGCUUCUCCGCGUCACGAACGAUGACUUGCAGGAAGCCUGUCUCCGCGGGGACUUGGGCCUCGUGAAGCGUCUCAUCUCCGCGCGCGCAUCGGUCAAUGCACCGAUGCGUCCUCAAGAUGCUCCCGAGUUCAUGACGCUGUUACAUGUCCUAGCGAGGAAGCCGCAUAUGCAAAACUGCAGCAGCAUCAUCGCUGAGAUGGUGAGAAACAAAGCAAAUCUCAACGUCAGGAGCUCCUUCGGCACGACGCCCUUGAGCCUGGCGUGUCAUGCGAAGCACACCGAAGCGGUGGAGGUGUUGCUACGAGCGAAGGCCAGCGCGGACCCGGUCGACGACUUUGGGCGCAAGGCUCCGCUCUAUGCGAUUUUGCCUCCUUGGGAUCCUACUCUGGUGGACAACACCGAGGAGAACCUCACGGUGAAGACGGUCCAGCUGUUGGCGCGAGCGCGUACCAACCUGGACGACGGUGGUGCUUCAGCGCCCAUCGUGGAAGCGGUGAAGCUGCAGAAUUUCCCCGCCGUGGCCGCACUCCUGGCCUGUGCGGUGGUGCCCAAGGGCCUGCACGAGGCGGUGGAGGAGGGAGCGCUCGACAUCAUGGACGCCCUCAUCAUCGCACAGGCGAAUCCCUACAUCAAGGAUGACCAGGGCCGGACAGUCAUGGAUGUAGCCUUGGCCACCAACGACGAGGAGGUGAUCGACACCAUCCGCGACUUCAUUGGCGACCUCCGCCGGCAGAAACAUCAACACCUCAGGAUGAUGGAGGAGAACAAAGAGGAAGAGGAGGUGCAGGAUGCCAUUGACAGGGACAACUUCCUCGAGCCGACGGAGAACAAGGAAACCCAGAACGGACGCAAAGUCGUGCAGCAAGAAGAGGCCACCGAGUACUUUGCUGCCUUAGCCAGCUUCGCUCGGAGCGUCUUCAAAAAGACCAUCUUUCAGGCCUUCAUGUUUUUAUGCCUCUUCAUCGCGCUUUUUGCAGCAGAUGUCUUUGUCAUCAUCAAUGUCAACAAUGACGUGGUCUUGGACUCAAUCCUCACGGUGUUGAUCUUGGCCUUCAUCCUGGAAUUCGGGGUGCAGCUCUUGGCUUACCGGAGGACGUAUUCUUGCUCUUUCUACUUCUGGAUGGACUUAUUGGGCAUCCUUUCCGUGCCGCUGGACCACUCACUUGUGGUCAAUGCACUUCCCAGUGGCCUGGAUAGCAACACCGCCAUCAUGAGAGCGGCACGGAUGGCGAAGCUCGGUGCUCGGGCGGGGCGCUUUACGAAGUUGGUGAAGCUGCUACGCUUCUUGCCCUUCAUGCAGCAAACCAAUGCAGGGGGGACUGCGAAGGUCAUCUCAGCCACGCUGAACGUGGCACUCUCCAUGCGCGUGUCGCUGCUAAUCAUUCUGAUGGUCCUGGUUUUGCCGCUCUUCUCGUUGGCAACCUUUCCGGAGAAUGACUAUUCAAUGACGAUGUGGGUGCAAAUGAUCAGUGAUACUGCCUCGGUGGAGCCCCAGUACCUCGAAGAGGUCCUGGGGAACUUCACGCUCUUCUACCAAUCCUCCAACUACUUCCCCUUCCAAGCUUCCAUCGACUACCAGAACGGGACCGUGGUGACGCGAUCCUUGGGUGAAGCACCUGCCAGGCCACGCGCCAGCAUACAGCUACAGGCGGGGCAAACCACGGCCUUCUUCAACUUCACGUCCCCUCAGCAGGUGGAUGCUGUCCUGAACUGUCUUCUCAUGGUGACGAUCAUGGUGUUAAUGGUCCUGUCGGCCCUCUUCCUCUCCAACACAGUGUCGCACAUUGUGCUCACACCGUUAGAGCAGCUGCUGGAUCACGUCCAUCAUAUGGCCGCCAACAUUUUCAAGUCGAUGGCGGCGCUGGGGACCAAGUCCGUGGCCGCUUCGGAGGACGACGACGACCGGGAUGGCGCGGACGCCUUUGGCACUGAGACGAAGUUAUUGGACCAGGUCCUGAAGAAGAUCAUUGCGCUAAG